AUGCAUAUCCCUUCGUUGGUCUCUGCCUCUGCUGCUCUUUCGGUUAGCGUUUCAGCACGCAGCUCCCUCUACGUCGAAAAUGCUCCUGAUUAUGUCCGCCCCUAUGUCAUUGAGAGAUACGCCAAUGCCCAAGCCGUCGCCGUCGGCCAGCAGAUCUACAGGUUCCCUGUUACUGGAGCAUCUUCCGGCGGUGCCUUUUCCAUCCUCAUGACCAACUCUCCCGCAUCAGAUGCCCUUGGAGUCCUCCCUCACAUCCAUCAAACCCACUAUGAAAACUUCUUUUGCAGUAAAGGUCGUUUCCAGCUCUGGACAGACAAAUUUGGCGAUGAGGAGGCUAGAGUUAUGUUGCCUGGUGACUAUGGCGCUGUGCCUAGGAACACUACACAUACCUUCCAGGUUCUUGAUCCAGAUACUGAGAUGCUUGGUGUGAUUCAGCCUGGAGGCUUCGAGGCUUUGUUCUUCGCCAUUGCAGACAGCAACUACACUUCCUCAACCUCCUCGCCUUAUGUACCUAGCUCUGGCUCUGGAUCCACCGAUGCAGGAGCUGGGUCCUCUGCUUCCAUGAUCUCAGCUCUCGAGUCCUUUGACGUCUACGCUCAACUCGAAUUCAACCCCCGCCGUGAUCUGAUCAACGGCAGCGCACCCGCAAACGCAACAUGGCAUACUGGCAAAAACACCGUCCCUUCAAACUCAGUAACCCCCUUCUACGUGGCCAAGAACCAAGGACCCAUGUACCUCAACAGCGAACACGGCUACGAAAUCAUCGCCCCCUUCAUCUCUUCCUCCGUCCAAGGCGCUGGAAAGUUCUCCGAAGGCACAAUCACAAUGUCUAGAAGACUUUCCAACACCACAAUCCCUGUUCGCCGGUUUGCUGACCACAUGGCAUUUGAAGUGUUGGAAGGCGCAUUGAUGGUUAAGAUGCAAGGAGAAGAAGUGCAGCUUUUGCAAGGUGAUGUUGUGUUUGUCCCCGGCAGUACUACUUUUAGCUAUUGGUCUGAGGUGGCAUUCACGAAGUUUUUGUAUGUUUGUGCUGGAAGUCGGGGGUUGGAUGUGGAGUUGAGAAAGAAGGCUGUUGAGUGGGAGUAUCCUACUUGGCCCACUACUGCUGUUUAG
This is a messenger RNA of Aureobasidium melanogenum CBS 110374, 1113 nucleotides long. RefSeq names its product RmlC-like cupin. NCBI's taxonomy places the organism in Eukaryota, Fungi, Ascomycota, Dothideomycetes, Dothideales, Saccotheciaceae. The record is from RefSeq and is a predicted model, not a curated record. The transcript has a single exon. The coding region runs from base 1 to 1113 and encodes 370 amino acids.